This is a messenger RNA of Exophiala mesophila, 1647 nucleotides long. RefSeq lists its product as uncharacterized. NCBI's taxonomy places the organism in Eukaryota, Fungi, Ascomycota, Eurotiomycetes, Chaetothyriales, Herpotrichiellaceae. Gene Ontology annotation, molecular function: succinyl-CoA:3-oxo-acid CoA-transferase activity. The transcript has 2 exons. Gene Ontology annotation, biological process: ketone body catabolic process. The coding region runs from base 1 to 1647 and encodes 548 amino acids. The record is from RefSeq and is a predicted model, not a curated record.
AUGUCAUUCCUUUUAGACCAGCGUUCAUUGCGUGCAGUUUCGCCUCUGAUCGCAUGCAGCAAGAAACAGAGUCACUGCUUACAGAUUUAUGUAUCGAGACCAAGAUCUUUCACCUCCUCUCGAGCCCUUCGUCAAGAACAAGAGAGCCCCGCCGAACAGAUUAUAAACUCGAUAAAUUCCCGGAACCGAGGGUCUAAAAUCUACCAAAGUGCAGACGAUGCCAUCUCAGAUAUCCCCGAUGGUUCUACCGUGCUGAGCUCCGGCUUUGGUCUUUGCGGUGUUCCAGAAACCUUGAUCGACGCAUUUCGCAAAAAGGGAACCAAGAAUCUCACCGUGGUCUCAAACAACGCCGGCGCAGGAGACCAUGGCCUCACAAAGCUCUCCACAAGUGGGCAAAUCGCUCGCAUGAUCGUCUCCUUUAUCGGCAACAACAAGCCCUUGGGAAAGCAAUACCACGACGGCAAAGUGGCCAUUGAGCUCUGCCCACAAGGCACCAUCGCCGAGCGCCUGAGAGCAGCAGGAGCUGGUAUCCCUGCAUUCUUCACAGCGACAGGCGUGAGUACGCUGAUACAAACCGGCGGAAUCCCCCAUAAACUUGGACCCAAAGAUCCUCAGACAGGGAAGCAUGCUGUGGUCGAGCCUGGACGACCACGAGAGACCCGGGUUUUCGGUGAUAGGACAUAUAUGAUGGAAACAGCACUCCAAGGAGACGUGGCGAUUGUCCGAGCAUGGAAAGCUGACGAAGCCGGCAAUUGUGUCUUCCGUACCACGACCAAAGCCUACGGCGUGCUCAUGCCCAAAGCGGCCAAGCUGGCUAUUGUCGAGGCUGAAAACAUUGUGCCCGUGGGAUCGCUGGACCCGGAUCACGUCGAUCUUCCUGGUAUCUACAUUGAUCGCAUCGUUCCCGCCACGUCCGAAAAGCACUUUGAGAAGCUCGUUCUUGCUCCAUCCGAAGAUGGUACCCAAGAUACCAGCGAGGAGGCCAUAAAGCGCAAUCGGAUUGCUCAACGUGCAGCAAAAGAAUUGCACGAAGGAUUUUAUGUCAAUCUGGGAGUCGGAAUCCCAACACUAGCCCCGUCAUACCUGCCGCCACAGACAAAGGUAUGGAUCCAAUCAGAAAAUGGUAUUGUUGGCAUGGGACCUUAUCCAGCAACCAAAGAAGAUGCAGAUCCUGACACGGUCAAUGCCGGCAAGGAGACAGUUCUGCUGGUGCCUGGUGCCUCGACAUUUGACUCUGCCGAGUCAUUCGGCAUGAUCCGGGGAGGUCAUGUUGAUGUGUCCCUUUUAGGGGCCUUACAGGUGUCGGCAAGUGGUGAUCUUGCCAACUAUAUCAUCCCCGGCAAGGCCUUCAAUGGUAUGGGAGGUGCAAUGGACCUCGUCAGCAACCCCAGCAAGACCAAAAUUGUGGUCUGCACGUACCACACAGACAAGAACGGCAACAGCAAGAUUCUGGACGAAUGUGAGCUUCCACUUACCGGCAAGGGAGUGGUCAGCACUAUCAUCACCGAACUGGCGGUGUUUCAGGUAGAUCGUCUCGGUGGAGGAGGGCUGACUUUGACCGAAGUGGCUGAGGGAUUGACGGUGGAGCAUGUCAAAGAAAAGACCCGAGCCCGGUUUGCAGUGGCAGACGAUUUGAAAACAUUUUGA